CGCAUGCGCAUCUAUGACCUUCGAAGCGCUCGGGAAGUCAGGCCACCGGUUUCCUCUUCCCAGAUCUUGGAAGAGGCAUGUUUGCCCACCUAACAUAGCCUGGUGGGAAGAGCCAAGGUAAAGUGAGGACACCUGCCGUAUCUACCUCAUGGAGUGUUCUUAUGAAGAUCAAGCAAGUCUUUAAAUAUCACCUGGAGGAACCCAUACCUGGUAGAACUUGGAAUUUGUGCCCUUUUCGUAUGGCUGUACCAGAGAACAUAAAUGAAACUUCAGAUUUACCACCUCAGAGUAGUGGCCGUGAUGAACAGUCAAGACUCCCUGUUGAACUGGGCGUAUUGGAUUUUGUGUAUUGCUGGGAGGAACUAAUAGUGGAAGGGGUACAAUGGCAGACUAGUGAAUCUGGUGUCCUGUGUCCCCCUUUGCUGUCUCGUUUCGAUUGUACCCUCCAGUCAUCUUGGAAGCAACGGAUGGAACAAGGAUUGUUUCGUUACUGCCUUGGGGAACUGCAAACCCAAAUCCUACCUGGCCCUCUGGGUUUUGUGGCUCAGCUGAAUGUAGAGCGGGGUGUACAGAGAAGAUGCCCUCAGAACAUCCAGAGUGUGAGGCAGGCAUUUGACCCUCAGCAGUUCAAUUUCAAUAAGAUCCAUCCAGGAGAAAUCCUCUUCCGCCUGUGCCGAGAACCAGGCUUUCCGAUGGCUCUCCAGUGCACUGAGGUCCUGGUAAUCAUCAAUGUCAGUCCCUUGGAAUGGGGACAUGUGCUGUUUGUGCCAGAGCCAACCCAAGGGCUCCCACAGAUCCUCUUGCCACACCCAUUACAGUUUGGGGUGGAGGCCGUCAUGCUUAGCACCCAUCCUGGCUUCCGAGUGGGUUUCAACAGUCUAGGGGGCUUGGCUUCUGUCAACCAUUUACAUCUGCAUGGUUACUACCUAGCCCAUAAACUGCCAGUAGAGACUGCGCCAAGCCAGCCACUAGAUCCCAAUGGUCAUAUCCACCUACUAAAAGGACUCCCAGCCUCUGGUUUCCUGUUUUAUGUGGAUGAGCCAGGACCAAAGUUGGAGGCACUGGUAGACAGGGUCUGCCAGGUCACCAACUACCUCGUUGACCGGGAGAUUGCACAUAACUUAUUUGUGACCCGGGGGGCUCCGCCUGGAAACCCACCAUCCUCAUUGGCCUAUGCUGGUGUCCGGGUCAUCCUCUGGGCCCGGAAGUCCAGCUUUGGGGUUAAAGAAGGGGAGGCUUUCAAUGUAGCACUCUGUGAGCUGGCAGGACACCUGCCUGUUAAAACAUCCCAGGAUUUCCACAGCUUGACCGAAGCUUCAGCUCUGAAUCUCAUUCAGCAAUCUCUGCUGCCUCCAUCCCAGUUUUUACAACUUCAAGAAGCACUGGUGUCCCUCCUGGCAUAGCAUAGUAGGUGCUUUCCCUGGGUGAUAUUUCUUUUCUAAUUUAUCUUGUUCCUCCCUCCUUGGAGUGUUUCACUUGUCAUGACUGCUCAAAAAGCCUUUAGUGACCCCUAUUGUUUUAAGGCUAUAGUACAAAUUCCUUAGAGGUCUGGCGUUCAAAGCCCUCCACACUCUCAUUUCCAACCUACUUUUCCAGACUUACUUCAGAUUAAUUCCCUAUAUGCCUUCUCAUUGUCAGCCAAACUGGACUACUAGCCAGCUGUUGAGCUAGUAUUCCCAACCUCGAAGUUCCACACAUCCCUCGGUGCUUGGAAUGCCUUCCCUGUUCAUUGCUGCCUUUCACAAUCCUUGCCUUCCUGCAGCUUAGGUGCUGUUUCCUGCAAAGGAUCCUGCAGGAUCCUUUCCUGAUCCAUUCCCCAUCCCCUUUGUGUUCUAUUUAUUUGUGUACGUGAAUCUAAGUACUUGAAGGCAGAGGCAGCACCCUGCACAGCACCCAUGCUUAAUAAAGGUUUCUUCUUAAUAAAUGUAAUACACAUAUGUGUACACACACACACUCUCCUCUCUCUGGUCUCCAUCACGGGGAGGAGGAAUCUGUCCAAUAAACCCUUUCCCUAUC
Molecule: messenger RNA, 2016 nt
Organism: Vombatus ursinus (common wombat)
Lineage: Eukaryota; Metazoa; Chordata; Mammalia; Diprotodontia; Vombatidae
Gene: GDPGP1
Product: GDP-D-glucose phosphorylase 1
Exons: 3
Coding region: 162-1403 (413 amino acids)
Biological process (GO): glucose metabolic process
Cellular component (GO): cytoplasm
Molecular function (GO): GDP-D-glucose phosphorylase activity
Source: RefSeq, a predicted model, not a curated record